AUGAAGUGGUUCCAAGCGCACCCGAUGCCUCAGGAGAUUCCUGAAAUGCCAGAGCACCUUCCCGGUGAAGUAGACAAGCCCACGAGGAGAGAGAACUUGAUCCGCGCGAAGCUAAACGGAGGCAUGAAGCCAUCGCCCUUAGAGUUCGACAAGAUCAUCCAGGUCUUUGCGCAGAGGGCUCGCCUGAGCGCACAGUGGGCGCCCGUCCAGCGCAGGGAGUUUAUUCGGAGGGCCAAGCGAUGGGCGAGCGAGAUGGUGCUGCAGGACAUGAGCCCCAGCGACAAGUCCGUCAAACUUAUCCUGCUCGGCUGCGAGGCCACUGGCGACACCUCCGGGGCGCAGUGGUGGUUCGGGUGGAUGGAGCGGUACGGGCGCAAGCUAGGCCGCCUACACUACAACGCGGUCCUUGGCACCUUUGGUGUCCAGGGCCAGCCGUACGAGGCGCGCCAGUUUAUGGGGCGCAUGCGGGAAGCGGGCUUCAAGCCAGACUAUCGGGGCUACGCCGCCGUCAUAGAUGCGUGGGAGAAGGCUGGUAACCGCCGCGCGAUGCUCCAGACCAUCCUCGAGAUGCAGGAGGCGGAGAAGGCGGGCGAGCUCGGCGAGCCCCUGAAGGCCACCGACCAGCAGCGCCCCUACCUGGCGCUGGCGAGCUCCUACGCGAAGGUGGGCGACGCGAGCAGGGCCAUAUCCGUCCUGAAGGUCCUCCAGGAGAAGCAGGUGCCCAUGGACCACGAGGUCCACCGCGUGCGCAUCGAGGCGCACCUCAGGACGCCCGAGGCCCGCCGCUCCGCCGAGGACAUCAGGGAAGCCCUGCGGAGCUUCCUCGACUCGCAGCGGGGCAGCAGCAGGAAGCCCGAGAUCUCGAAGACCAUGAGCGAUGAGCUGAGCACGGCCCUGGGGCAAGCGUACGGCGACGUGCUUCGGGAGUUCGGCCUGGAGGAGGGGGACGUCGUGCCGGAGCUGCCAAGCUCUCAGACCAUCAUGCUGUGGCGCCGGAAGACCCUCAUCAAUGCGAUGGAGCAGCACCGGGGAGGCGCAGGCGCAAUGCGGCCCAGGAGCGGCGAAGAGAGGUUCUUCCGCGACAGGAUCAACGCGCGCAAGGGGCCCAAGUUCGGAGAGCAUGCUGGUGGCUACCGAAUCCCAGAUACAAGGGGCGCAGCAUUCCAGGGGAUCAAGGAGUGGAUGACGAUUCCAAAGCCGGUGAAAUAUGGUUGA
Prorocentrum cordatum is the source of this 1215-nucleotide messenger RNA. NCBI's taxonomy places the organism in Eukaryota, Dinophyceae, Prorocentrales, Prorocentraceae. The record is from the annotation of a GenBank genome assembly.